Molecule: messenger RNA, 6153 nt
Organism: Indicator indicator
Lineage: Eukaryota; Metazoa; Chordata; Aves; Piciformes; Indicatoridae
Gene: TNC
Product: tenascin C
Exons: 27
Coding region: 1-6153 (2050 amino acids)
Molecular function (GO): protein binding
Source: RefSeq, a predicted model, not a curated record
AUGGGACUCCCCACCCAGGUUUUGGCCUGUGCAAUCUUAGCUUUGCUGCACCAGCAUGUCAGUGGGGGGCUCAUCAAGCGAAUUAUCCGGCAGAAGCGGGAGGCUGGGCUAAACGUGACCUUGCCAGAGGACAAUCAGCCUGUGGUUUUUAACCAUGUCUACAACAUUAAGUUGCCUGUUGGCUCCCUUUGCUCUGUGGACCUGGACUCAGCGAGCGGUGACGCAGACCUGAAGGCAGAAAUUGAGCCUUUCAAGAAUUAUGAGGAGCACACAGUGAAUGAGGGGAACCAGAUCGUCUUCACGCACCGAAUUAACAUUCCCCGCCGAGCCUGUGGCUGUGCAGCUGCCCCAGACAUUAAGGAUCUGCUGAGCAGACUGGAGGAGCUGGAGGGGCUGGUAUCCUCCCUACGGGAGCAGUGUGCCAGCGGGGCUGGAUGCUGUCCUAAUUCCCAGGCAGCGGAAGGUCGCCUGGACACAGCACCCUACUGCAGCGGGCACGGCAACUACAGCAUUGAGAUCUGCGGCUGCAUCUGCGAGCCUGGCUGGAAGGGCCCCAACUGCUCCCAGGCUGCCUGCCCGUCCGACUGCAACGACCAAGGCAAGUGCGUGGAGGGGGUGUGCCUGUGCUUCGAGGGCUACACGGGCACGGACUGCAGCCAAGAGCUCUGUGCCCAGGGCUGCAGCGUGCACGGGCGCUGCAUCAACGGCCGGUGCCUGUGCCACGAGGGCUUCACCGGCGAGGACUGCAGCGAGCCCCUCUGCCCCAGCAACUGCCAUGGCCGCGGGCGCUGCGUGGACAGCGAGUGUGUGUGCGACGAGGGCUACACCGGUGAGGACUGUGGGGAGCUCAUCUGCCCCAACGACUGCUUCGACCGCGGGCGCUGCCUCAACGGGACCUGCUUCUGUGAGGAGGGCUUCACCGGGGAGGACUGCGGGGAGCUGACCUGCCCCAAUGACUGCAACGGCAACGGGCGCUGCGAGAACGGCCUCUGCAUCUGCCACGAGGGCUUCCUGGGGGACGACUGCAGCGAGAAGAGGUGCCCCAACGACUGCCACAGCCGCGGGCGCUGCCUCAAUGGGCAGUGCGUGUGCCACGAGGGCUACCUGGGCGAGGACUGUGGGGAGCUGCGGUGCCCCAAUGACUGUCACGACCGUGGGCGCUGCCUCAACGGGCAGUGCGUGUGCCACGAGGGGUUCAUCGGGGAGGAUUGCGGGGAGCUGCGGUGCCCCAACGACUGCAGCAACCGCGGGCGCUGCCUCAACGGGCAGUGCGUGUGCCAUGAGGGGUACAAAGGGGACGACUGCGGGGAGCUGCGGUGCCCCAACGACUGCAACAACCGUGGGCUCUGUGUCAAUGGGCAGUGUGUGUGUGAUGAGGGCUACACAGGGGAGGACUGUGGGGAGCUGCGGUGCCCCGAAGAUUGCCACAACCGUGGGCGCUGUGUGGAGGGACGCUGUGAGUGUGACAAUGGCUUCACAGGCGAGGACUGCGGCGAGCUGUCCUGCCCCAACAACUGCCACCAGCGCGGGCGCUGCGUCAAUGGGCGCUGCGUGUGCCAGGACGGCUUCAUGGGGGAGGACUGCCGGGAUCGGUCCUGCCCCAACAACUGCAACAACGCAGGGCGCUGCGUCGAUGGGCGGUGUGUCUGUGAGGAAGGUUACAUGGGAGAAGACUGCUCCGAUGUGUCUCCUCCAACUGAGUUGACUGUGACAAAUGUAACAGAUAAAACUGUAAAUCUGGAAUGGAAGCAUGAGAACCUGGUCAAUGAGUACCUCAUCACCUAUGUCCCUACCAGCAGUGGUGGCUUGGAUAUGCAAUUCACCGUGCCAGGAAACCAAACAGCUGCCACUAUUCAUGAACUGGAGCCAGGUGUUGAAUACUUUAUCCGUGUCUUUGCAAUCCUUAAGAACAAGAAGAGUAUUCCAGUCAGUGCCAGAGUAGCAACAUAUCUGCCUGCUCCAGAAGGUCUGAAAUUCAAAUCUGUCAGAGAGACCUCUGUCCAGGUGGAGUGGGAUCCUCUAAACUUUUCUUUUGAUGGCUGGGAGCUGGUCUUCCGUAAUAUGAAAACAGAUGAUAAUGGAGAUAUAACCAGCAGCUUGAAAAGGCCAGAGACAUCUUACAUGCAGCCAGGUUUGGCACCAGGGCAACAAUAUAAUGUAUCCCUUCACAUAGUGAAAAACAAUACCAGAGGACCAGGACUAUCCAAAGUGAUAACCACAAAACUUGAUGCUCCUAGCCAGAUCGAGGCAAAAGAUGUCACAGACACCACAGCUCUUAUCACAUGGUCCAAACCCUUGGCUAAAAUUGAAGGCAUAGAGCUCACUUAUGGUCCCAAAGAUAUUCCAGGGGACAGGACAACCAUUGACCUCUCUGAAGAUGAAAACCAAUAUUCUAUUGGAAACCUGAGGCCACACACAGAGUAUGAAGUGACACUCAUCUCUCGUCGAGGAGACAUGGAAAGCGACCCCAUGAAAGAAGUCUUUACCACAGACUUGGAUGCUCCAAGAAACCUGAAGCGGGUGUCACAGACAGACAACAGCAUCACUCUGGAGUGGAAGAACAGCCAUGCAAAUAUUGAUAACUAUCGGAUCAAGUUUGCUCCCAUCUCUGGUGGAGACCAUGCCGAGAUCACGGUGCCAAAGGGCAGCCAAGCAACAACCAGAGCUACGCUCACAGGUUUGAGGCCUGGAACUGAAUAUGGCAUUGGAGUGACAGCAGUGAGAGAGGACAGAGAAAGCGUUCCUGCUACCAUUAAUGCUGGCACUGAUCUUGAUAACCCGAAGGACUUGGAAGUCAGCGACCCCACUGAGACCACGUUGUCCCUUCGCUGGAGAAGGCCGGUGGCCAAGUUUGACCGUUACCACCUCGCUUAUAUUAGCCCCAGUGGAAGGAAGAACGAAGUGGAGGUCCCUGUGGACAGCACCUCUUUUAUCCUGCGAGGACUGGAUGCAGGGACAGAAUACACCAUCAGUCUGGUGGCAGAGAAAGGCAGACACAAGAGCAAACCCACUACUGUCAAGGGUUCGACUGAGGAGGAACCCGAGCUUGGAAAUUUAUCAGUGUCACAGACUGGCUGGGAUGGCUUCCAGCUCACCUGGACAGCAGCCAACGGGGCCUAUGAGAACUUUAUCAUUCAGGUGCAGGACACUGAGCAUCCAGAAGAAACCUGGAACAUCACAGUGCCGGGCGGACUGCGCUCUGUGAAUGUCACUGGCCUCAAGGCCAACACACCUUAUAAUGUCACACUUCAUGGUGUGAUUCAAGGCUACAGGACCAUACCCCUUUCUGUUGAAACCAUGACAGGGGCGCACCCAGAAGUUGGCGAGCUAACCAUUUCCGACAUUACUCCUGAAAGCUUCAACCUUUCCUGGACCACCACCAGUGAGGACUUCGAUGUCUUUACUAUUGAAAUUAUUGAUUCUAACAGGUUGCUGGAGCCCAUGGAGUUCAACAUCUCAGGCAAUUCGAGAACUGCUCAUAUCUCAGGGCUUUCUCCCAGCACUGAUUUUAUUGUCUACCUCUAUGGGAUCUCUCAUGGUUUCCGCACACAGGCAAUAAGUGCUGCAGCUACAACAGUAGAAGAACCUCUCCUUAGCAAACUCAUUGUAUCAAAUGCUACCUCAGACAGCAUGUCACUCACCUGGGAAGCACAGGACAAUGCCUUUGACCAUUUUAUUCUAGAAGUCAGAAACUCUGACUUCCCUUUGGACUCCUUGGUACACACAGUGCCAGGAGCCUCCCGGCGCUAUGUAGUCACCAACCUCAAAGCUGCCACUAAUUACACUGUUCAACUCCAUGGUGUAAUUGAUGAGCAAGGUGGUCAGACCUUGACAGCACUGGCAACCACAGAGGCUGAGCCACAGCUGGGCACGCUCACCCUCACAAAUGUUACUCCUGACAGCUUCAACCUCUCCUGGACCACAAGAGAUGGGCCUUUUGCCAACUUUGUUAUACACAUUAGAGAUUCCUAUGCAGCACACGAGCCCCAGGAGCUUACGGUGUCGGGAGGUGCUCGCAGCGCUCACAUCUCAGGCCUGCUAGAUUACACUGCCUAUGACAUUAACAUUAAGGGGACCACCAGUGCAGGUGUUCACACAGAGCCCCUCACUGCUUUUGUCAUGACAGAGGCCAUGCCCCCACUGGAAAACCUAACUGUCUCUGAUAUUAACCCUUAUGGGUUCACGGUGUCGUGGAUGGCAUCAGAGAAUGCUUUUGACAACUUUCUAGUAGUCGUGGUGGAUUCUGGCAAGCUGCUGGACCCACAGGAGUUCCUCCUUACAGGAGCCCAGCGCCAACUGAAGCUUAAAGGCCUCAUUACUGGCAUUGGCUAUGAGGUUAUGCUUUAUGGUUAUACCAAGGGGCACCAAACAAAGCCCCUGAGCACUGUGGCUGUUACAGAGGCAGAACCCGAGGUCGACAACCUUCUGGUUUCAGAUGCUACUCCAGAUGGCUUCCGUCUGUCCUGGACUGCAGAUGAUGGGGUUUUCGACAGUUUUGUUCUAAAAAUCAGGGACACCAAAAGGAAAUCUGACCCACUGGAACUCAUAGUGCCAGGCCAUGAGCGCACCCAGGAUAUAACAGGGCUGAAGGAGGGUACAGAAUAUGAGAUUGAGCUCUAUGGAGUUAGCAGUGGACGGCGUUCCCAGCCCGUCAAUGCAGUAGCCACCACAGCUGUGGGAUCCCCCAAGGGAAUUUCUUUCUCUGACAUCACGGAAAAUGCAGCUACAGUCAGCUGGACCCCACCUCGCACCCGCGUGGAGAGCUACCGGAUCUCCUAUGUCCCUGUCACAGGAGGUACUCCAAAUGUUGUUACAGUUGAUGGAAGCAAGACAAGGACCAAGUUGGUGAAGUUAGUCCCUGGUGUAGACUACAAUGUUAGUAUCAUCUCUGUGAAAGGCUUUGAAGAGAGUGAGCCCAUCUCUGGCACACUGAAAACAGCUCUGGACAGCCCGUCAGGCCUGGUAGUGGUGAACAUCACAGAUUCUGAGGCUCUGGCAACCUGGCAGCCAGCAAUUGCUGCUGUGGACAAUUAUGUUGUCUCCUAUGCUUCUGAGGAUGAACCAGAAGUUACUCAGAUGGUAUCAGGAAACACUGUGGAGUAUGACCUGAAGGGCCUGCAACCUGCAACUGAGUACACACUGAGUGUCCACGCACUGAAGGAUACACAGAGGAGUGAGACCCUCUCCACCCAGUUUACUACAGGACUGGAUGUUCCAAGAGAUUUGAGUGCCACUGAAGUUCAGUCAGAAACAGCUGUGAUAACCUGGAGGCCUCCCCGUGCUCCUGUCACUGGUUAUCUCCUGAUCUACGAGUCCAUUGAUGGCAAAGUCAAGGAAGUCAUCCUAAACCCUGAGACAACUUCCUACAGCCUGACAGAGCUGAGCCCAUCUACCCAGUACACAGCAAAACUGCAGGCUCUGAGCAGAUCCCUGAAGAGCAAAAUGAUCCAGACUGUUUUCACCACAACUGGUCUUCUCUAUCCUUACCCUAAAGACUGCUCCCAGGCUCUUCUGAAUGGAGAAAGCACCUCUGGGCUCUACACCAUUUACCUGAAUGGGGACAAGGCUCAGCCUCUGCAAGUCUUCUGUGACAUGGGCGAGGAUGGGGGCGGAUGGAUUGUGUUCCUGAGGCGUCAAAAUGGAAACGAAGAUUUCUACAAGAACUGGAAGACUUAUGUGGCUGGGUUUGGAGAUCCUAAGGAUGAAUUCUGGAUAGGUCUGGAGAACCUCCACAAAAUCACUUCUCAGGGCCAGUAUGAGCUGCGUGUGGAUCUGAGGGACAAGGAUGAGACAGCUUAUGCUGUCUACGACAGGUUCAGCGUUGGAGACGCCAAGAGCCGCUACCGGCUGCGGGUGGAUGGGUACAGCGGCACAGCAGGUGACUCCAUGACAUACCAUAAUGGAAGGGCCUUCUCCACGUUUGACAAGGACAAUGACUCUGCCAUCACCAACUGUGCUCUGUCAUACAAGGGUGCCUUCUGGUACAAGAACUGCCACCGAGUCAAUCUGAUGGGCAGAUAUGGGGACAACAGCCACAGUCAGGGUGUGAACUGGUUCCACUGGAAGGGCCAUGAGUACUCCAUCCAGUUUGCAGAGAUGAAGCUGAGACCUUCCAGCUUCCGGAACCUGGAAGGAAGGCGAAAGCGAGCGUAG